Molecule: messenger RNA, 1045 nt
Organism: Helianthus annuus (common sunflower)
Lineage: Eukaryota; Viridiplantae; Streptophyta; Magnoliopsida; Asterales; Asteraceae
Product: serine/arginine-rich splicing factor RSZ22
Exons: 6
Coding region: 148-726 (192 amino acids)
Biological process (GO): mRNA splicing, via spliceosome
Cellular component (GO): nuclear speck
Molecular function (GO): zinc ion binding; RNA binding
Source: RefSeq, a predicted model, not a curated record
CAAGAUAUAUUUCACCUCAACCACUCAUCUACGGUCUCAAUUUCUCCCCCCCUUUUCUGGUCGAUUAGGGUUUUAGCGUUUCACAAUCGCCUUCGAAUUCAACAAUCAGAUCGCAAAUCAUCAACAAGUUCUUCAAGGCGAAAGGCGAUGUCUCGUGUGUACGUUGGGAAUCUGGAUCCGCGAGUUUCUGAGCGAGAGCUUGAAGAUGAAUUUCGCGCGUAUGGUGUUCUUAGGAAUGUGUGGGUUGCUAGAAGGCCACCUGGUUAUGCAUUUGUUGAGUUUGACGAUCGCAGGGAUGCGCUGGAUGCUAUUCGGGCUUUAGAUGGGAAAAACGGUUGGCGUGUAGAGCUCUCUCACAACUCAAAAGGAGAUGGUGGUGGUCGUGGUGGACGCGGUGGUGGCGGUGACCGCGGGGGUCGUGGUGGCGGUGAUGACCUGAAAUGUUAUCAGUGUGGUGAGCCUGGUCACUUUGCUCGGGAAUGCCGCAACCGUGGUGGUGGCGGUUCACGUGGGUUUGGAGGAGGCCGCCGCCGUAGCCCUAGCCCUAGGCGACGAAGGAGUCCAAGUUACGGGCGUCGCAGUUACAGUCCUCGCUACAGUCCUCGUGGUGGGAGGUCACCGCCACCUAGGCGUAGCAUAUCACCUCGUAGAGGCCGCAGCUACAGCAGAUCGCCGCCUCCUUACCGCCGUGCCAGACGUGAUUCUCCUUAUGCUAAUGGAGUUUAGGAAUGGAGAUAAGCAGAAACAGUUGAAGAUUGCUGAAUGUAACAGGGUAGCUCUGCCUCAAUAGUUUUGUUAUGUGGUUUGUGAACAUAUCGCAGUCGGUUUUAUUUAUGUCGUCGGUAUCAUAAUAUGACAUUUUCGUGUGUUGGACUUGGCAUUUGAUGUGGGACCGCACUAUGUGGCUUUAAAAGGGGUUGCUCUCGACUCCGAUCUUUAAUGCAGCUAGCUGAAAUCAUCCUAGAGGUUGUUUUUUCACACUUUAAUUUGAAUGCUUUUUAUGGAACUAUCAUACAGUGAUAUUUUUAAGUGUUUGGUUUCUAAA